AUGGCCGAGUCCCAGCUGGGCUGCCUGGACGAGGCCCACGUGAACGAGCGGGUGACCGAGGCGCAGGCCGCCUUCUACUACUGCGAGCGGCGGCGGGCCGCGCUGGAGGCGCUGCUGGGCGGCGGCGAGCUAGCCUACCGCGAGCGGGUCAAGAAGGAACGGCUGCGGGACUUCUUGUCCAGCCAGGAGCGCCAGGACCUCCGUGCCUCCUGGAGCCCCUAUGAGGACCCCGCCCCUCACGCCGGCCCCACCAACCGGGGCAAGAGUAAGGCCAAGGCCAAGGCCCAGGCCCUGCCGCAGGCCCCAGCCGAACCCGGCGAGUCCCUGGCCUAUUGGCCCGACCGCUCCGACACCGAGGUGCCCCCGCUGGACCUGGGCUGGACCGACACCGGCUUUUACCGCGGCGUGAGUCGUGUCACCCUCUUCACCCACCCCCCCAAGGAGGAGAAGGCGCCCCACCUCAAGCAGGUGGUCAGGCAGAUGAUCCAACAGGCCCAGAAGGUCAUCGCUGUGGUCAUGGACCUCUUCACCGAUGGCGAUAUCUUCCAAGACAUUGUGGAUGCUGCCUUUAAGCGCCGGGUCCCCGUGUACAUCAUCCUGGACGAGGCAGGCGUGAAGUGCUUCCUGGAGAUGUGCCAGGGCCUGGAGCUCGCCGACUUCCGCGUCCGGAACAUCCGUGUCCGUUCUGUGACAGGCGUUGGCUUCUACAUGCCCAUGGGCAAGAUCAAGGGGACUCUGUCAUCCAGGUUCUUAAUGGUAGAUGGUGAAAAAGUAGCCACAGGAUCUUACAGGUUCACCUGGAGUGCCUCCUACAUGGACAGGAACCUCCUCCUCCUCCUGACAGGGCAGAACGUGGAGCCCUUCGACGUGGAGUUCCGGGAACUGUACGCCAUCUCUGAGGAGGUGAACUUGUACCAGCUGCUGGGCCUGGCGGGGGGUGCAGGCAGGAGCGGACUUCACUCCUCCACGGUGGCUCGCAAACUUAUCAACCCCAAGUACGCCCUGGUGGCCGGCAGCCGCCCCCCGCCAGGGGAGAUGAUGCGCUGGGCUGCCCGGCAGCAGCGGGAGGCUGGCGGCAGCCCAGAGGGGCAGGAGGAGGGCAGCAGAGGCGAGUCCGCCCGGCGACUGGAGAGCUUCCUGAACGACUUGUUCACGCUGGAGCAGGUGCUGCCCCCUGUGGAGCCCAUACCCUCGGGAGAGCUGAAAGAGCUGAAUCGCAAGGAUGUCAAGAUGGUCUCUCACCUGCAUGUGGACCUCAAGCCCCGAGAGGCACUUGCCCGAAAUGGCAAGGGAGAAGCUGCCAACGGGGAGGCCGCCCCAGCCAGGGAGGUCAAGCGCUUUAGCUACAGGGUCUUCAGUCGCCGGGCCAAGAGGCCUGCAGCGCCCAACGGCACGUCCAGCUCCCUCUCCACUGAGUGCUUUCCUGAAAUGGAGUUUAUAGCAGGAAAGCGGCCCAACGACAGCUCUGGUACUGCCGCCUCAGGUAAAACAAGUCCCAGCCCUGCCAAGACCAGCAAUUGUGUGAUUUCCUGA
Pteronotus mesoamericanus is the source of this 1533-nucleotide messenger RNA. It is a transcript of the gene SACK1F, whose product is annotated as family with sequence similarity 83 member F. The transcript has 5 exons. Gene Ontology annotation, molecular function: protein kinase binding. NCBI's taxonomy places the organism in Eukaryota, Metazoa, Chordata, Mammalia, Chiroptera, Mormoopidae. The record is from RefSeq and is a predicted model, not a curated record. Bases 1 to 1533 code for a protein of 510 amino acids. Gene Ontology annotation, biological process: signal transduction.